AUGGACCCACUUACUUCAAAUGAUCCAUAUUCUUGUGUAAAACCAGAUGAUGCUAAAGUAGUUCAUACCGAUUUAGAUUUAAUCAUCGAUUUUGAUGAAACAGUUAUUCACGGAAAGGCAGUUUUGUUCAUAGAAUCCAAAGCUGAUUGUGACAGAAUACUUUUAGAUACCUACGGAUUCCAGGAAGAAAAGAUAAUUGUCAAGGACGAUGUUACUGGUAAUGCUUUAGUAUAUAAAAUUAAUAAAUGUAUUGAUAAUAUUGGAAGUGAGGAAUUUUCUAUUAUGUUACCGUGGACAUUAAGUAAUGAUAAAAAGGUACAUGAAUAUAAGUAUGGCGUUGAUAAGAUUAAUUUUCUGUAUAAUUAUAGAAUUCUGAUUGAGUAUGAAACGCGUAAAGAUUCCCUUGCACUGUAUUGGCUAAGAAGGGAUCAAACUUCUAGUGGCACACAUCCCUUCCUAUUAACUAACAAUCAAUUUACAUAUGCUAGAGGCGUAUUUCCUUGCCAAGAUUCACCGCAGGUCAGAUUUACAUACACUGCUAAGAUUUCUGUACCUAAAGCAAUCAGAGUUAUAGUGGGUGGACGUCAAUGUAAAAGUAUAAAUAAGAUAGACCCAGACCGUCACACUCACAUAUUUUAUGAAACGAAUCCAAUGCCAUCAUAUGCAAUAAUCAUUGUGGCGGGUUUACUAAGGUUACGAAAUCUUUAUCGUUCAAAGAUCAUCACUUUGUGCGCUGAGCAGAAACAUUUUUUUCAAAUUCAAAAAGUAUUGACAUUUUGUAAACAUGCCAUCAACAUUGCUAAUGAGCUAUGUGGUUUUCCUAUUCAAG
This is a messenger RNA of Cyphomyrmex costatus, 829 nucleotides long. RefSeq names its product leukotriene A-4 hydrolase-like. The record is from RefSeq and is a predicted model, not a curated record. NCBI's taxonomy places the organism in Eukaryota, Metazoa, Arthropoda, Insecta, Hymenoptera, Formicidae. The annotation marks the transcript as partial. Gene Ontology annotation, biological process: peptide catabolic process. Gene Ontology annotation, cellular component: cytosol. The transcript has 6 exons. Gene Ontology annotation, molecular function: aminopeptidase activity; epoxide hydrolase activity.